AUGUCAACAUAUCCUGCUGAUCUAAUCGGUUUGCUCCAAUGUGCGCGAAAGGCGCUCCGAAACGCAAAAUCCGGUCACGGUGCGGCGCUUGUGGAGCGGAUUUGCGUUACGGGCAGCCUCAGCCGCGGCACGUAUGCUGCAGGCUGCGAAGCUACAGGUCUGGAGUUGUUCCUUAACGUUGAUUUGCAAUUCAGUCCUCAUGAAGUAGCCAAAGCUCUCGACGCCCUUACAACGUCAAUUAGCUCCGGAUCCGAGUUUGCCGACGGGAACUUCGAAAUUAUUGAAGUGAAGGUGGCCGACGCGGAAUGCCGUGGCGGGCUGUGGGCGUGCCUACACGCCCGGCGCCGAUGUAACUUGCCUGAAGCCGUGGUGGCGGGAGCAAACCCGGGCGGUGGCGGUGGCGGAUCCGGCCAAGAUGAACCGGCAUCAGCGCCAGCGACUGCGGAAACAGCAACCGGGUCGGAUACCCCCCUCAUCCUCCAAUUGUUCCUGUCUGAGAACAUGACGAGUUCCGUCAGUGCGAGAAGCGCUCCACAGCCUAACGGGUGUGACAACGUUGAGUUGGUUCCGCUGGGCUUGAACUCGGCGGACGAGCACAAGGCCUGCCAGCAGCAGCAUAACCUGAUGGUGGCGGCGGAGCAACGCCUGAGGCGCGAGGCGCGCUACCGGAUGCGGCAUAGCCGCGCUGGCGCCGCCGCCACCGCAUCGUCCCCGGGGGGGGCCACGGGGAUGCCAGUGCCCGCGGCGGCCUGGGUCGCAAAGGCGGCCUGUGGCGUGACGGAGGCGCGCAGCGUUUUCUGGUCGCGCCAGCCUGAGGCGGCCCGGCGCGCAGCACGCGAGGCGCAUGAGCUCUGGCGCCGUGCAAUUGAUGCGGCGGGAAAGGGGGAAAAGGGUGGCGGUGGCAGAGGUGGAGGAAGUUGCAGCAGCGGUCCGGCUGAGCUGUGGAGUGACGAAGUAAUGCUUUUGUUGGACGUGUUGGUACUGCAUGGAUACCGGCAGCUUCACGACCAACGCGCGGAGCCGCAGCAACUGGACUCGGGAGCGGGGGAGGCGCCAACACAGGAGCUGCUGCCCGCGGCCGCGGCUGCGCCUGCGACUGCAGCAGGCGACGGUGAUGUUCUGGCACUGGCCUUCAAGAUCCUGUCAACGGACUAUGCCACCAGUAACGGCGGCAGCAGCAAUGGUGGCGGAAUGCGGGUCGCGCUUCAAGGAGGCAUACUAUCAGGGGAGGAGGAGUCGGGAGCAGCUGAUGCAGUGGCAGGUGCAGAGGGAGGCAGCGGUGCGGGCAACAGGGAGCGAGGGCUUGUGGUUUUGGAUCCGUGCUUUCCGGUACUGGACAUAUACGCGGCUGCGUGCGAGGUGGUGGGUGGUGGUGAGGGAGCUGGUGUGGGGCAGAAGCAGUUGCGGCAGCUGGCCGAGGCGGCGGCGGCAAUGCUGUCCGGGGCAAAAGGCCCUAGGGAUGCGAGUUUAAAAGGGGCAGCGCUGGGAGGCGCGGAGAAGGGAGAUUCUGGCGUCACGCAUGCAUGA
Volvox carteri f. nagariensis is the source of this 1527-nucleotide messenger RNA. RefSeq lists its product as uncharacterized. The transcript has a single exon. The record is from RefSeq and is a predicted model, not a curated record. NCBI's taxonomy places the organism in Eukaryota, Viridiplantae, Chlorophyta, Chlorophyceae, Chlamydomonadales, Volvocaceae. Bases 1 to 1527 code for a protein of 508 amino acids.